AUGCAUAUCAAGGAGAUGCUCGCGGACGCUGAGAGGAGCGGUCAGCCCUCCUUCUCUUUCGAAUACUUCCCGCCGAGGACCGCUCAGGGUGUCCAGAACCUCUACGAUCGUAUGGAGCGCAUGUAUGAGUUUGGUCCCAAGUUCAUUGAUGUCACAUGGGGCGCUGGUGGUCGAAUUGCCGAGCUCACCUGCGAAAUGGUUGCCCAAGCCCAGACCUACUUUGGUCUCGAGACAUGUAUGCACUUGACUUGCACCGACAUGGGAGAGGAAAAGGUCAACAAUGCUCUGCAGAAUGCCUACAAAGCCGGCUGCACGAACAUCCUUGCCCUCCGCGGCGAUCCGCCCAGAGAGAAGGAAGAAUGGGUGGCCACCGAAGGCGGAUUUCAAUAUGCCCGGGAUCUGGUCAAGCACAUCAGGAACAAGUACGGCAGUCACUUCGAUAUCGGUGUCGCGGGUUAUCCCGAAGGCUGCGACGAUAACAAGGAUGAGGAGCUGCUUCUGGAUCACUUGAAGGAGAAGGUUGAUGAGGGAGCUACCUUUAUCGUGACUCAGAUGUUCUACGAUGUCGACAACUUUGUGAGAUGGGUUGGCAAAGUGCGAGAGAGGGGCAUCACCAUUCCGAUUGUGCCUGGUAUCAUGCCCAUUGCUACAUAUGCCAGUUUCAUCCGCCGCGCCAACCAUAUGAAGUGCAAGAUCCCCGAGCACUUUACCAAGGCGCUCGAACCGGUCAAGAAUGACGAUGCUGCUGUUCGUGAAGUUGGAAAGAAGCUCGUGGCCGACAUGUGCCGCCAGAUUCUUGGAGCUGGAAUUUGCCAUUUGCAUUUCUACACCAUGAACCUGGCUCAAGCAACCCGCAUGGUUCUCGAGGAGUUGGACUGGAUGCCUACUCAAGGUCGCCCCAGGAAGCAUGCUUUGCCUUGGAAGCAAUCUCUGGGACUUGGCCGCAGAGACGAAGAUGUGCGCCCCGCGUUCUGGCGCAACCGGAACAAGUCGUAUGUUGCGCGUACCCAAGAAUGGGACGAGUUCCCUAACGGCAGAUGGGGUGAUUCGCGAUCGCCGGCUUUCGGAGAGUUGGACGCGUACGGUAUUGGGUUGACGGGCACAAACGAGGCGAACCGCAAGAAGUGGGGAGAGCCCAAGUCGGUUCGGGACAUUGCCGACCUCUUCGUCCGCUACCUUGAGAACGACCUGGACUCGCUGCCAUGGAGUGAGGCGCCCAUCACCAGCGAGGCCGACUCCAUCAAAGCAGAUCUCAUCGAGUUGAACAGACGUGGCUUACUGACCAUCAACUCACAGCCUGCUGUGAACGGUGCCAAGUCUAACCACCCGAUCCAUGGUUGGGGCCCACCGGGUGGUUAUGUCUACCAAAAGUCGUACUUGGAGCUUCUCGUAUCGCCAGAGUUGUUCCAAAAGAUCUUGCCCCGACUUCAUGAACACCCUGACAUGUCCUAUUACGCUGUCACAAGGACUGGAGCUGUCAAGUCCAACGCGUCCUCAGAGGGACCGAAUGCGGUGACAUGGGGUGUCUUCCCUGGAAAAGAGAUUGUGCAACCCACGAUCGUCGAAGGUAUCAGUUUCCUUGCGUGGAAGGACGAGGCCUUCCGACUUGGAUCGGACUGGGCUCGCUGCCAUGACGCCGGCAGCCCUAGUAGAGAGCUGAUCGACAAGAUCACGAAUGAGUGGUAUUUGGUCAACAUUGUCAACAACGACUUCCACCAACCACGUACAAUUUUUGAGCUUUUUGAUGGUCUCUCUGUAGACGGAUUGGAAGACGAGGUCAUCGUACCUCCCAAGGUCACUAACGGAGUGACAGCGGAACCACUCGAUUAG
Messenger RNA from Pestalotiopsis fici W106-1, 1830 nucleotides. RefSeq lists its product as uncharacterized. Gene Ontology annotation, molecular function: FAD binding; methylenetetrahydrofolate reductase [NAD(P)H] activity. Bases 1 to 1830 code for a protein of 609 amino acids. NCBI's taxonomy places the organism in Eukaryota, Fungi, Ascomycota, Sordariomycetes, Amphisphaeriales, Sporocadaceae. Gene Ontology annotation, biological process: tetrahydrofolate interconversion. The record is from RefSeq and is a predicted model, not a curated record. Gene Ontology annotation, cellular component: cytosol. The transcript has 2 exons.